This is a messenger RNA of Polistes canadensis, 2507 nucleotides long. It is a transcript of the gene ewg, whose product is annotated as DNA-binding protein P3A2. NCBI's taxonomy places the organism in Eukaryota, Metazoa, Arthropoda, Insecta, Hymenoptera, Vespidae. Gene Ontology annotation, cellular component: nucleus. The transcript has 8 exons. Bases 774 to 2429 code for a protein of 551 amino acids. The record is from RefSeq and is a predicted model, not a curated record. Gene Ontology annotation, biological process: regulation of transcription by RNA polymerase II. Gene Ontology annotation, molecular function: DNA-binding transcription factor activity, RNA polymerase II-specific; RNA polymerase II cis-regulatory region sequence-specific DNA binding.
GGAGGAAGAGUGGAGGUAGCGACGACGGCGGCAGCUACGGAGACAGGAGCAGCAGCGAAGGCGGCGAACCGAUCGAUAGGUCUGUCGACGACGACGCUGCCGCCGCCGCUGCCACCGCCACCGCCACCACCGCUGCCACCACCGCCGCCGCCACCGUCGAAACUAGCCAUGGUGUCCAUGGCGGUCGUCGUGCGCGUUGUUGUGGCGCGGAGCGACGAAGAAGGCGCGAGUAAUAGCGAGGACGAAAGGUGGUGGUGAGAAGGUGGAGAGGAAGGAGGAGAUUUUCGCGCGCGCGGCCGAGUUAGGCUUCUCCCGGAUCCGGUGCGUCCGGUGGCCCUUUUAUUCCUUAUCGUUGUCAUCGUAGUUCGCGCUUCUAUCGAAGUUUUGUUGUCACGGAGCGCGCAGUGCACGCGUAGAAUCGCGGAGACGACGACGACGAGGUGGAGGACGUGGACGACGACAACGACAACGACGUCGACAACGACGACAACGACGACGACGACGACGACGACGACGAUGACCGCCGAGAUACGCUCGCGUGGGGCGUGGUGGUGGUGGUGGUGGUGGUGCUGCUGAGAGAGAGAGCGUGUGCGGUUAUAGCCCGCGACGGCGGUCUCCCCGCAGACGCGAAGCGCCCUGUGUAACACCGGGUGACCACUCACGGGACACACAAGGGAUAAGGUGAUGUAAAAGAAUAUCUCAGGAUCUACAAUAACAUUUGUUGGGCCAUUGCAAUAUAUAAAAAAGUCAAAACGGGUGACGAAGACAAAAAGAUGGUUUCUCUGCCUAAUGCAGAGUCUGGCACGAUGGACAGAAUUUCGGAUGACGAUGACGAGGAGCCCAGUAGUGAGUCCGAAACAUAUGAAGAAGGAGAUCUUUUGACAGCGGCUAUGGACGAUGAUGUGACAGCCCAGCUAGCAGCAGCAGGUUGGCAAAUCAAAAACGCUAAUGGACCUGUUGGAGUAGCUGCUGCCGCUGCUAUAGUUUCUGCAAAAAAAAGAAAACGACCUCAUAGUUUUGAGACUAACCCCAGUACAAGAAAAAGACAACAGAACAGGCUUUUACGAAAACUUAGACAAACAAUAGAUGAAUUUGCUACGCGAGUUGGGCAACAAGCAGUAGUAUUAGUAGCUACUCCAGGCAAGCCAAAUAGUAGCUACAAAGUUUUUGGAGCUAAACCUUUAGAGGAUGUAGUUAAAAAUUUAAGAAAUGUUAUAAUGGAGGAACUUGAAAGUGCGUUAGCACAACAAGCUCCACCUCCUGUUCAGGAUGACCCAUCUUUAUAUGAAUUACCACCACUUAUAAUAGAUGGAAUUCCAACGCCUGUAGAAAAGAUGACCCAAGCUCAACUCAGAGCAUUCAUACCAUUAAUGUUAAAGUAUUCUACAGGUAGAGGUAAACCUGGUUGGGGAAGGGAUAGUACGCGACCUCCUUGGUGGCCAAAAGAAUUACCUUGGGCAAAUGUUCGUAUGGAUGCACGUUCCGAGGAUGAAAAACAAAAGAUUUCUUGGACGCAUGCUUUAAGACAAAUAGUAAUAAAUUGUUACAAAUUUCAUGGAAGAGAAGAUCUUCUACCAGCGUUUAGUGAAGAAGAUGAUAAAUCUAACGUAUUAUUACAACAGUCAACUCCUCAUUCCUCGUCUCAUCCUUCGCACUCGUCUAAUCAGAGUCAAAGUGGACAGUCACAACAACAACAACAACAGACGGUGGGAGUUGUUCGCCUCAGCAGCACGGAUUCAUCUAAGGGAAACACUUCGCCAGCACAAAUCAUUGCCGCAUCUCCCACAGCUCUUGCCACUGCCACUCAGAUGACGACACAAUAUCCAACAGCAGUGUUGCAGACAAUAACGAAUCCUGAUGGUACAGUGUCCAUAAUUCAAGUAGAUCCAAGUAAUCCUAUCAUAACGUUACCGGAUGGUACAACAGCUCAAGUUCAAGGUGUAGCUACUAUCCACACAAGCCAAGGAGAAGUUCAAGCACUCGCAGAAGUGGCAGGUGGUGCAGAGGGUGCUAGCGUUGCUGUUGAUCUAAACAGUGUUACCGAGGCAACGUUAGGUCAAGAUGGACAAAUCAUCCUUACAGGCGAAGAUGGACACGGCUAUCCAGUAUCUGUGUCAGGAGUAAUCACUGUACCAGUGUCCGCAAGUAUGUAUCAAACUAUGGUGGCCAAUAUUCAAAGUGACGGUACUAUGCAAGUUGUAACACCAAUGGUCCAAGUACCUAAAGUUGAACCUGGAAAUGGGGAGACCAGUAUUGAAGCUGUAACUAUUCAGGGUCAUCCAAUGACAAUGAUUAAUGCAGCAGGAGAACAUCAAGUUCUUCAAGUGAUAUCAUUAAAAGACGCUAACGUUCUUACCAAAGCUAUGCAAGCAGAAGUAGUGAAAGACGAAGAUAGUCAACAACAACAAACCGUGUCUAGUCCGGAAUAAAACAACAUUGUGUAUAAUUAAUUAAUAAACGAGCUCUAUUAAAUCUAUUAAGAUUAAUCGGCGUGUAAUAAUGAGAGU